This is a messenger RNA of Saccharomyces paradoxus, 828 nucleotides long. It is a transcript of the gene MED7, whose product is annotated as mediator complex subunit MED7. NCBI's taxonomy places the organism in Eukaryota, Fungi, Ascomycota, Saccharomycetes, Saccharomycetales, Saccharomycetaceae. Gene Ontology annotation, cellular component: mediator complex; core mediator complex. The transcript is spliced from 2 exons. Gene Ontology annotation, molecular function: transcription coregulator activity. The coding region runs from base 1 to 828 and encodes 275 amino acids. The record is from RefSeq and is a predicted model, not a curated record. Gene Ontology annotation, biological process: regulation of transcription by RNA polymerase II.
AUGCCUACUGUGGGCUUUAUGUUUUCCUUCUUCGCACCUUUAGAAGAAACUAUUAUCACGAUAGACGACUUGCAGAAUGGAACUUUAAAUAAAGAACCUUGUAUUUUCAAGGUUCAUAUCUCAUACCCAAGCAAAAUAAAAAAAUUUCACAAGCCAAAAAUGUCCAAUGAUCCUGGCAAUGAGGUCAGCUCACUAUACCCUCCUCCACCCCCAUACGUGAAGUUUUUUACACAAUCCAAUCUGGAAAAAUUACCAAAAUACAAAGAAAAGAAGGUUGCGGGCACGAAGCAGGCGGCUCUAAAUAGCAGCGAUGGCAGUGACGAAGAGGAGAUUACUUGUGCCCUGGAUUACCUGAUCCCACCACCCAUGCCUAAAAAUCAGCAAUAUCGAGCGUUUGGAAGUAUAUGGCAGGUGAAGGACCAAUUACCCGAUUUAGAGAGCAUGGGGCUCACCCAGCUUUAUAAGAAAUCCACAGAAAAUGAAAGCACAAAUUACCAAUAUAAAAUCCAAGAGCUACGAAAGCUAUUGAAAUCGCUGCUGCUGAACUACUUAGAGCUCGUCGGAGUAUUGAGCAUAAAUCCGGAUGUGUACGAGCGCAAAGUGGAGGACAUAAGGACCAUUCUCGUCAAUAUUCACCACUUGCUUAAUGAGUACAGACCCCAUCAGUCCCGAGAGUCUCUUAUCAUGCUACUAGAAGAACAACUAGAAUACAAGCGCGGCGAAAUUCGUGAGAUCGAGCAAGUGUGCAAACAGGUACAGGACAAACUCACUAGCAUACAGGACACCUUGAGAACCGGAUCACAGUCUCCUCCAUCGUCGUCCCGAUGA